This is a messenger RNA of Striga asiatica, 447 nucleotides long. The record is from the annotation of a GenBank genome assembly. NCBI's taxonomy places the organism in Eukaryota, Viridiplantae, Streptophyta, Magnoliopsida, Lamiales, Orobanchaceae.
AUGAGAGAACAGAUCUGUCUUCAAAUCUGCUUUAUCGUGGUUCGGUUUAUCCUCUUUGGGGGAAUCUACGGUUCUAAUUUAGGAGGAGUGAAGGAAGUACGAAAUUUCAUCUUCAUAACAUCUACCAUUGAUUACCCCAGUGAGGAUGAAUUCGAAAACCGAGAAAUGGAGGCCAUUUUGGUCUUGGAAGAAAUUCUGAAUCUUUUGAAGAUUGACUACUAUAACACUUCAAAUGAGCGGAUCAUUGGAGGAGCCCUUGCACGACGAAGGGGAACUAUUGUGCGGAGGGCGAGGGAUGCGCCUUGGGGUUUGACUACCCCGCCUUGGAUUGAAAACAUGUGGUUGAGUAUUAACAGAGCAUUCAGAAGGCAUGUCACGUUCUCGAGGCCUCAUAUGUGGGUAAAAAUUGUCUCCGACGGGACAAUUGCCCAUAACAUUGUUGUUUGA